This is a messenger RNA of Spinacia oleracea (spinach), 1283 nucleotides long. Its product is annotated as GDSL esterase/lipase At5g22810. Bases 52 to 1098 code for a protein of 348 amino acids. The transcript is spliced from 5 exons. NCBI's taxonomy places the organism in Eukaryota, Viridiplantae, Streptophyta, Magnoliopsida, Caryophyllales, Amaranthaceae. The record is from RefSeq and is a predicted model, not a curated record. Gene Ontology annotation, molecular function: hydrolase activity, acting on ester bonds.
UCCAAAAAAUAUCGUAAGUCACAAAAUAGAGUGAAAUAUAUUCACAAAAAUAUGGGAAUUUAUUGCAUUGUUGUUGUCAUCGUUUUACUGCUAAGUAUUGCGGUAAAUGGACAACCAAUUGUACCGGCAUUGUUCAUAUUUGGAGAUUCAAUAGUUGAUGUGGGUAACAACAAUGAUCUUGAUACAAUUGUUAAGUCUAAUUUUGUUCCAUAUGGUAGAGAUUUUUCCAACCAUGAGUCUACUGGAAGGUUUUGCAAUGGCAAACUUGCAACGGAUUUCACUGCUGAAACUAUAGGAUUUACGUCUUACCAAGCAGCAUACCUUAGCAUAGAGGCAACAGGUAAAAACCUGCUGAUUGGAGCUAAUUUCGCCUCUGCUUCUUCAGGCUAUCAUGCCAGUACACCCAAAAUAUAUAGCGCAAUUCCUUUGAGCCAGCAGCUGGAACAUUACAUGGACUAUCAGAAAAAAUUGGAGUUAAUUGCAGGAAAAACCAAUGCAACGUCAAUAAUCACAGAUGGAAUUUACCUGAUUAGUGCUGGAAGCAGUGAUUUCCUUCAGAACUAUUACAUUAACCCUCUUCUGUACAAGCUUUACUCUCCUGAGGCGUUCUCUAACGUACUUGUUCAACAAUUUGCUCAACUUGUUCGUAAAUUAUACUGGGUUGGAGCAAGGAAAGUAGGAGUGACCUCGUUACCGCCCCUAGGAUGCUUACCAGCUGCAAUUACCAUAUUUGGAGAAGACAGCAAUGAGUGUGUUGAACACAUAAACAAAGAUGCAAUUACAUUCAAUAAUAUGCUUAAUUCAACUGCAGAGUUGCUGCAGACACAGCUCACUAAUCUGACUUUGGUGGUCUUUGAUAUUUACCAGCCACUUUACCAGUUAGUCACAAAGCCUCAAGACAAUGGGUUUAUUGAAGGAAGAAAAGCAUGCUGUGGAACAGGAUUGCUAGAGACAUCAUACUUGUGUAAUGCAAAGUCACCAGGAACCUGUAACAACGCGUCCGAGUAUGUGUUCUGGGAUGGUUUUCACCCAACAGAAGCCACCAACAGAAUUUUGUCUGAUGAUCUUGUUGCCGCUGCCAUUUCCCUCAUCUCUUAGAACUUUCAUUACAAAUUACAUUUACAAUAUUUUUCUAUAAAAGAUCUAUCACAAUUAUUGUGUACUUUUCAUUUCAUUUUUAAGUGUGCAGAACUGUUAAAUUUAAUUCCACAUUAUAAAGGGUUUAUUUUGAUGAAAUCAGAAAUGAAUUAUAAUCAAUUUCGGACUUAAUUGAUUACUUAGCA